Messenger RNA from Puma concolor (puma), 351 nucleotides. NCBI's taxonomy places the organism in Eukaryota, Metazoa, Chordata, Mammalia, Carnivora, Felidae. The record is from RefSeq and is a predicted model, not a curated record.
AUGGAUAUUGAGAUUUUCCCCUAUCCUAAGGCCAUACUUCCCAUUGCCUCCAGCUGUUGCACUGAGGUUUCACGUCAUAUUUCCAGAAGGCUUCUGGAGAGAGUGAAUAUAUGUCGCAUUCAGAGAGCUGAUGGGGAUUGUGACUUGGCUGCUGUCAUCCUUCACAUCAGGCGCAGGAGGGUCUGCGUCAGCCCGCACAGUCACAUUAUUAAGCAGUGGAUGAAAGAACAAGAGGCCAAGAAAAAAGCUAAAGGCAACCUUUGCCACAAGAAGAAACAGGACGGCAAGAGGAACAGCAAAGGGGCACAUCAGGGGAAACCCGAAACCCAUGGCUAUAAAACUCCUUAUUAA